UGGCCGCAUUUUUAAAGGUUUGAGCGUUUCGCGCCAAAACGAAUUUGAAAAUCGUACGUGUUUUUUUAACAGUGUGCGUGUUUGUGAAGUGAUUUUGUGUUUUUUUAAUGUGUUUUUUGUUGGCGUUGUGACCGAUAACGAAGGUCAACAGGUAAACAGUAAAAGAAAAGAAAGCAGUGAAACUACGUACAUCUAAACUGAAACCUUGAAAAUUACACAUGAAAAAAUUACACACGUGAAAAUUAAAAGUGAAAAACCAGUGUAACCGUGAAAUACGGGAUAGUGCAGUGAAAAAUCGCGAGCGACCUUAAAGGACGAACCGCGAGUCCUCCAAUAAUUGCGAGUGCAGUGAGUAAAAAUAGCGAGUGAACUUAAAGGCCCAACCGCGCUGCUAUAAUAGCGAGUGCAGUGUGCCGUGUGUGUGAUUGUGUAUGAUGAGUGGCGAGUAUGGGUGACCUGACCAUGCAUAGGACGUGCGUGAGGGUCAACUCUGCGGACGACGAGUCCAGGGACGAGGUAGAUCAUGACCUGCCUAAGAAAAACCCUUUUAUUCGGGGCUCGGACCCUCGCGUGGCGACGUGCCGCGGACGCCUGCAAACGCGACGCUGCCAGCUCAACCAGGAAAUCAAUAAGGAGUUGAGAUUGCGAGCUGGUGCCGAAAACUUAUUCAAGGCGACGACAAACAGGAAGCUGCGCGAGACGGUGGCGCUGGAGCUGAGCUUUGUCAACUCCAACCUACAGCUGCUCAAGGAACAGCUGGCUGAGCUGAACUCCUCGGUGGAACUGUACCAGAACGACAGCAAAGAAUGUGUAAUGCCAAUGAUCCCCCUGGGGCUGAAGGAGACCAAGGAGGUGGACUUUCGGGAGCCAUUCAAGGACUUCAUCCUUGAACACUACAGCGAGGAUGCUGCCGCUCAUGAGGAAGCCAUCUCCGAUUUCAUGGACAUGAGACAGGCGAUCCGCACUCCAGUCCGCUCGACGGCAGGCGUAGCUCUCCUCUUCAAAUACUACAACCAACUAUACUUCAUAGAACGUCGGUUCUUCCCACCUGAUCGCUCGCUAGGGGUAUACUUCGAAUGGUUCGACUCUUUGACAGGAGUGCCAUCAUGUCAGCGGACGGUGGCGUUCGAAAAGGCGUGCGUAUUGUUCAACAUAGCCGGGAUUUACACUCAGAUUGGCGCUAAACAGGAGCGGCACACAUCUCUAGGCCUAGAUGGCGCAGUGGACGCAUUACUAAGAGCGGCGGGCACCCUCCGCUACAUCCAUGAGAACUUCACCAACGCGCCUUCUGUCGAUUUAGCGGCUGAUACUCUGCUGGUCCUUGCUGCUACUAUGACGGCCCAAGCCCGCGAAUGCCUAUUCGAGAAGCUGCAACUCCAAGCGCGCGAGUGCGGGCGCGGGGAGCUGCGCGACGAUCUGGAUAUGUGUCUUGAUUUCGCGCAAGAGGCAGCGCAGUGCGCGCACACAUACACGCAGCUAUAUCAGAAGAUGCAAACGGAAGGUGUCUUCAACUACGUGCCAUACUCAUGGGUCUCUUUGGUCCAUGUGAAGACUGAGUUUUAUAAGGCGCUGGCGCACCAGUACGCGGCGUUAGGCUUGCUCCACGCCGACAGCACGCCGCGCGCGCGGCAGCGAGUCGCCGCGCUUUAUACUAGCAACGAUCGGAAUGUUGACAACGGUUCAGUAUCCAACGCCAAGAUGGAUGACGACCUGGACUUCAUGGUGGUGGGGCGAGCGCACCUCAUUGAAGCGCAAGCGUUGUACGAAGAAGCACAGAGGUUACAACGGAUGUGUCGUGAACUGCGAAGCAAGGAACCUCUAGCACGAGUAAUACGCGCUCAUGCAGAGAGGGCAGUCCGCGAACGAGCGACACUACGGGACUCACCGGACCUCAGCGAGAUGGAGCUACUUGACGCACCCACUAUUUUACCUUCAUCAAAAUUCCAACUGUCCCUAACGCCGCCGGAUUUCGCUCAGCACCGCGUCGACGAUCUCUUCAAAUCCCUCGGCCCCAUCGCCGUGUUCUCCGCCAAGCGACACUGGAGCGCCCCUCGCCUCAUCACCCUCCAAAAACACAGCAGAGAAAGCUGCAGGAGGAUCAACAGCAGAAACUACGACCUUGAAAAGAGAUCCGAGAAAAGAGACCGAUCCGAAGACAACAGUGCUUACUAUAACUCCGUAAUCAGAGACGAGAAUUACGACGAUUACGAAAAGCAACUCCAAAGAGUCAUGAAGCAAAACGGAGUUUAUAUAAACAGCUAUAACAACAUGGAGUAUCAUCCUAAAGUUUUAGAUUACGAUAAAUAUGAUUAUAGAAAUAAUGAGAGCUUUGUAAAGACAACUACGGAAAGUGUGAAUGGGAAAUUGAAGAAUGGGAGGGAAAGGAGAAAGGAGCCAUUGAGGAGGGUGGCGAGUGAAUAUAAUGUGUCGAAUGCGAAGGAUGAGGAUGGGUUUGGGUUCUCGGUGAGAGGCGACGCGCCGGUCAUGAUUGCGGCGGUUGAACCUAAUUCUUUAGCCGAUAUCGGAGGGAUGCGUGAAGGUGACUUCAUCAUCUCAGUAGGCGACAAAGAUGUGAAGUGGAGCUCUCAUGAAGAAGUGGUUCGACUCAUCCAGCAAACCGGAGACUUGUUGGCACUCCGGCUUGCCACACCAAUGGACAAGAGCUUGAUGAAGUCGUCCCCGGACAUCCCCCGGCAGUCCAACUCCAACGCGGGCUCAGUGUCGGCCGCCUCCACGGCCUCCAGCGGCUCCGCGACCACCACCGCCACCGCGCGCUCCGCCGCCCGCCGCGUUCCCUCCUGGAACCCCUUCCGACGGAACACCACCCGGGACAACAGCUCGCAUAGGGGCUCACAUACGAGCAACGUUAUAUUCCGAUAAAUAUCCUAGCACUUGUAAGUUACAGAAAAAAGUUUAGUGUCUUUAAAGGUAACGUCAUUACGAGCAAGUCUAUAUAGCAGUCAAAGAUAGCGCCAUCUGGCGGUCUUUCCGAUGGAACACAACCCGGGACAACAACUCGCAUACGAACAACGUUAUAUUCCGAUAAAUGUGACGUUUUCAACCAAAAGGUACCACAUUGUUAAUCGUCGAUGAGGUUGAUUUCAAAUUGAAGCUAUAUGGAAAUAGUGCCUUAUUGACAACCGACAAUAAGUACCUUUUUGCUUGAGAAUGGCACAAAUAUCCUAGAACUUGUAAGUUUCAGAAAUUUAGUGUCUUUGAAGGUAACGGUAUCUGGUGAGACGUGCGCAAGCAUAUAUAAGAUAGCGCCAUCUUACGGGCCUUCAAGAGGAACACAAGUAGAGACGACAGCUCGCAUAGAAGUAAAUUUGGUUUUGUAAUAGCGAACUUGCGUAGCGGUCAAAGAUAGCGCCAUCUAGUGGCUAGUACGGGAACUUUAACCUUAGUAAACUUAACAAGUCUGCAGUGAAUGUUUCUUGGCGUGUUUUAUUUAAACGAUCAGAGCGCCAUCUGCACGUUUAUAGUUAUUGAUUUUAGAGUUUUUACGUCUGAGCUCUGUGGAUGUAUCUCUUAAACUAGUGUUACAUUGGAUUUUGUAGAGAGGAGAGGUUAAAAUUGUGAAGUUUUUAGACAAAAGGGACCUUACAACAUGCGUUUACUAGGUUAUAAAGUCCCUUUUCUGCAAGAACGGUAUUUAAGAUUAAAUCAGGGUUAUAAAAUAUUUGUCACACACAGCAUUGUUAGAAAUGUGUAUAGAGAAAAAAUUGGCACAUGUUUUCUGGUACUCAAUUUUAUUUUAAUAAGCAGUCAGUAACAUUAAGAACUUCAAUUCAAAUAAAUAUAAUAUUUUUAAAUAAAAUGUAUAUGCAUAUGAUGUAUAUCAUAUAAUACGUCCGUAUAAAAUAUGUUCAUCCGUUUAAAUACUGUAAUAAAUCCGUCCAUAUUUUAGACUGAUGUUUAAGUACUUAAAAAGAUCGUUCCUUUUUAAAGGCAGCGCCACCUACUGUCAAGAUUCAUACAUAAUCUUCUAAUGUUAUUUAAUUUAUAAGGUGUGAUGGCAAGCAAUGGCAUAUGCAACUAUUAUAUAUUUAGCUUCCUAAAUAUAUAGUUAGACUAUUGGUUUCUUGAUGGCUAUGAAAUUCCAAAGUUUAUACACAAUACAAGCACUAAACUGACUAUAAUAAUUAUACCGUUUCUUAUUGUAAUAAUGUCCAUAUAUGUAGUCAAUAAUGUAUCCCUUCAACGGUUAUAAUUUAAAAAAAGGAAGUUUGUAAUACAUAUAUGCUCGCGGGUACGAUUAUUUUUUCAUAUUUGUUGUGUGUAUUUGUUGAUUAGAAAAGUGUAUAGUUUCAUAUUUUUUUACUAUACUCUGAUUUAGUAAAACAGAUGGCGCUAGCAAAUACAAUAAACGGUAAAAUCACAGAUGGAUGGAGGUACUUAGAGCCCUUUCUCACUGACGUCCAGUUUUUGCGGGUACGGUUUUCUGCAGGAUUCAGUUUUCUAUGCGUGCAGUAUCCCGCAAACAGAAUGCUCGUGUGAAUGUUACUAUAUUAGCACGUAUCGUACUAAAAGGGGAUCCUGCAGAAAACCGUACCCCGCGUACCCGCAAAAAAAUGGACGUCAGUGGGAAAUAGCUCUUAUCUGUAGUAUCUAUUCCAUAGAUGGCGUUGUGUUUAAAUACGCCAUCUAGUACGUUUAGCUUAAUCAAAGAUAGAUAUAACUCCGUAAUAGAUGGAUACAGUCUAAGGAAAAAACGUGCCUCGAAAAUCAAGAAAAUUUGAUUCUCGUUCAGAGGGCGCUACUAGUUUUGGCCUACAGUCGUAUAGAUGGCGUUGACGGUUUCGUUUGUUAUUUAACAAUUUUAACGCAUAUCAGUGAAAGAACAUGGGUCAAAAUCAUUAAAAUAAUUAAUGCAAAUAAAAAAAAACAUUUAUCUAUAUUUAAAUACAUUCUAUCGUAUUUAUAUAAAUCUUCAUUUUUAGUUUUAAAGUGUGUCGACAGAUGGCAGUGAAUUUACUGGGGUUACAAAAUUUACUAUGACAGUAACGCUCUAGUAUCAGUUACUCUAUGGCUUAAUGAUACCGCGAUCUAGUACGACCAAAUUAAAACUGCGUUACCUUUCUAUCUUAUAAUAUAAAUACAGUCGGCAGUGAAACAUUGUAUAUUUUUUAUUAUGCAUUCAAAAAUAAUUUUCAAUCGAAUGAGACAUGAAAGCAAUCAGUAGGUGAUUGAUUUAGUAAGUAACUGUAAUUUUGAUUUAUUUCUACAUGCAGGCAUCUGUUAAAACUUAAAACCUAAACACUAUACUGAAUAUUAAUAUGUAUCCAAACUUGCUCGAUCUACAUUUUUUUCCUAGCGCCAUCUACCGAAGAAUUUGACCAGCUUUCUCAUUCUCCGCACCAGUUCGUAAAAAACCCCUUAGAAUGCUGAUUGUGUCCAUCAGUAUUGUUGCCGACUGUCCUUUUUCUUUUUAAUGUAUUUAGGUACGUACAAACUGCCAAGUCUUUGGAUAAUUAAGACGAACGCAGUUCUUGGAUUCGAAUGACAUUUCUUCUUGUAUAAUCUUUCUAAAUGUUCUUCAUGAUUUUUCCUUCUUUCUAAUAAAUGUUGAUUUAUAGUUGGUCAAGCAAAUCUUGUCAGUAGAAUAAGGCGGCAAAUUUAAAAAUGUAGGCGCGAAGAGAUAUCGUCCAAUAGAAAAUUUGUAUUUCGCGCCUUUUUCUACUGACAAGAUUUGCUUGACCAAUACACAAUAUUUUAUCAAGGUAUCCCUCAAAAAAGGGGAUUCAAAGCAGUAAGAAUACCUAAGUAUGACACUCAUAAAAAUACAGUUUAGCUAACCCUUAUAGCCGUAACAGACGACCGCACCGUACCAAUGUCACGGUGCGGUGCAGUGGUCUGUUACGCAAAAAGCGAGAAAUUCCAUUAAAAAGGUUGGUGACCCUUAAUUUUUACGUUUUCAUUUUGAACUAGAAAAAAUGGUUGGCCAGGCCAUAUUUUAUUAUUUUGUAAAAUUUCUUUACCUUUCUUCCGUGUAAUGGUUUUUCUAUGCACUUUUUGUUUAUUUUCACUAGCAAACAUAUCAUAUAUGAUUAUUGUAAGUAUUAUGUAAGUAAAAAUGUAUAUAUAUGUCACAAAAUUCAGUAUUUAUAAAAUAGAAUAUUUUUAAUUUUGGUUGUGAUCGAUCUCCACGUAUAUUGAUCGCACCCAAAAAUAUAAAAAAAAAACUUAUUAUUUUAAUUUUACUCGAGUUUAUUUUUGUGUAUAAAGGUAGGAUAGGAAAAUGUAUAUCAUUGUAAAGAAAUAAAGAUGUAUAAAUUGUUAUGGUUAAAGUGAACAAUAAAGGUUGUUUAAAGGCA
This is a messenger RNA of Cydia strobilella, 6314 nucleotides long. It is a transcript of the gene Rhp, whose product is annotated as rhophilin-2-B. The transcript has 16 exons. Gene Ontology annotation, biological process: negative regulation of stress fiber assembly; signal transduction. Gene Ontology annotation, molecular function: protein binding. The record is from RefSeq and is a predicted model, not a curated record. Lineage: Eukaryota; Metazoa; Arthropoda; Insecta; Lepidoptera; Tortricidae. Bases 448 to 2880 code for a protein of 810 amino acids.